Molecule: messenger RNA, 8146 nt
Organism: Amoebophrya sp. A120
Lineage: Eukaryota; Dinophyceae; Syndiniales; Amoebophryaceae
Source: the annotation of a GenBank genome assembly
AUGGCCUCUUCUACGCUCCUUCCACCCGUGCUCGGGCUUGCCUUCGGGAUUACCCUCCGCUAUCUUUGGUUUUCGAUGCUCGACGCGAACUAUGCAGAUAGAGGACAACUAUUUCCACACCACCUCAUCGCUUGUUGAAGGGCAUUUUUCACAGCAAGGAAGACAAAGUUGAGAGUGCAGGUGUUGCAUGACAAACUCAGGCCAGGACUGUAUUUCCGUUUGGGAUCUAAGUGCUUCAAUAUUGCGAAAAAUACACUUGUGAGUUAGGAAAAGAAAAGUUGUCAUGCUAGUACUGCCAAACGGCAGUGACAGGAUUUGGAAUUUUGCAUGGCAAAUGAGGAGGGGGGGACGAGUGAUUUUACCUUUUUCAUACGAGCCACUCCAUUCUUGAGGACGAACCCGAGCUGAAUAGCCUAUCUAAGCGGAAAAUUCAAAUUGUGUUUUUAGUGGUCGCACUUUGAUGUAUUGAUGCAGGACAUGCAAAUGCAUUUGAUGGGUUGCGUUGGUUUGUCCUUCAAAGGAAGCGUUGGACGACGAGGGAGUGUUGGGUCGUCCUUCGCCUUUCAAGCGGCGCGUUUGGAGCAGUUGGACGUAGUCUCUGCACAUGACAAACUUUUGCUGUCAUAGCAGACAGAUUUGUGAUGCUGUUUAAUAUAUGUCCCUGAACAACAAUUACUUAAAGCUACACUGAAACUACACUUUGACUUUUUUCUUACAUACCCCCCAAUUACGAGUUACCAGCGGUUCCGCGAGACUGCUUUUUUGUACGAGCACGUGCACAAGUUCGACUUGGAAAAGCUUUACCAGCCGUACCAAAAUCUGAACUACCUGCCACCCCUCUUGUUCCUCUUUUUGUACCACGGGACUGCGACCGUCUUUCCGCACGACUUGUCCUCCUCCAAGUUGCUGUACUGGUGGUUCCUGUGCGGCGUCGACGUGUGCGUGUUUCUGUUGCUAUUUUUGCUCGCGAAAUGGAAAAUCACCGCCGCUGCGGGAAAGACAAAGAAGCAGCUGUACUACCGCUUCUACCGCGACCACAGGGACGAAGAAGAAUAUUACGACCAGCAUGUUGAUCACCAGCCUCUGCUGACGCCGACCGCGGUAUCCUGAGUAAAAACGUCCCCACACCCUGAGUCAAGAUGGGAAAUCUGCAACACAAAUCUCCGAGUUUUGGGAGUUCUGCAUGACAAGUUUCCAUCUCCAGUGUAGUGCUGGUUAGCAAGGAAAGCCGCAUGAGUGAAAGCCACCUACUCAUCCUGUUUACAGCAUUACAAAUUCCAAAACACGACAGGAAAUGCCUCUCAAGGAGAUGCGCAUUACAAAUGUUCCUGUCAUUCCCAAUUUGCAUGACAACUCUGGGGUGGGGACGUUUUUACACAGGAUACGCGGUUGGUCUGGUUUACUUCCUGAAUCCCUGGGUGAUGGCCGGACACAACGCGAUGUGCUGUCAGAACCUGCACGGUUUUCUCUUGUUGGCCGCGAUUUGCGCCGCGUAUUCGGGUAUCAAAUGCAAAAAUGUCUGGGUCUGGAACUUUGCUAGACUUGUCAUGCAGGUUUUCCAUGACCCAUGUCAUAUGAUCUGUAAUGGAGGACCUAGCAUGACAGAUUCCGUGAGAUCACUAUCAUGCCUAUCCUGCAUGACAAACUUCCUCUCAAACCCUUGGUUUUUCGGGCUUGUUCCGGCCUUUUGCAUGAUCUGAUGCUGUCUCGGUCGGUGGUGUACGCGGUUCCAUCUCUGCUCCCUCGGUUGCGGACGUUUUUGCAUUUGUCCGCUGCGACAGUUCGCCUUGUUUGCGGCUGCUCGCCAUGAAAGCAACUACAUUACAUCUUGCCUCACUUUUUUUAAGAUGGGUUUUUUCGUAGUUGGGACUGUGCCAUAGUAGAUGACUUUACCGCUUUUUUGCUUUUCUUUUAUCCCUCGGCGCUGGUGGGUCUGCCGGCAAAGUUAUCCCUACUCAGAUAGCUACAUAGCUCAUCCCGCAGCCGUCCCAGGAGCUCUUGUGACUGUCUCUCGGUAGAGAUCGCUUUGCCCGUGCUUAUUCCACUCAGAGUUUGCUGGGUAGGUGGCUACCGUUUUAAGUUUAUAACCGAAUGGGACGCCCUGCCCUUAGCCUUCCAACAUGACAAACUUCCUCUCAACUUGAUCAAAAGUGGACAGCAUUUGGUAAUCAUGCAACACAGAUUUUUGCAUGAUUGUGAUUCAGAUUUAGCAUGCCAAGUUCCAAGCUUCCAGACCCAGACAUAUUUGCAUUUGAUAUCGGGCAAACAACUCCUGACCGCGGUUUUUUACAGCUUGGCGCUCUACUGCGUUCCUUUCACGCCGUAUCCAAGAAAAAAACGUUGUUAGUGUAAAUUUGUGAUGCGCAACACUCAAGAUGAUUGCGUGUGUCAUACUUGGCAUGCAUCGCAGGGUCCAUUAAAGGGCGUUUUCACGUACUAUCUGCGCAUGACAGGUUUUUGCUGUCAUGCCAGACAAAUUUGUAAUGCUGUUCCUCCAAAAAAGUUACACCUAUAAUGUUUUUUUCUUGGAUACGCCAGUGAUCUUGUUUGUGCCAUUGCUGGCGUUGUUGGCGAGUGAUUUUUUGUGUAGAAAAGAGGAUGGAGUUUUGCGACUUCCUGGAGGCGUAGCAUCCUCUUUAAAAACAAGAACGACGUCUACUAAAAACCCGGCGCCGCCAGCCCUCACAGUAGACCUGGCACGGCAAGUGGCGAGUGACUGCAAGAAGUAUAUCCAGUGCAAUAAAUAUGAUCCCUGGAAGAUGUCUGGAAGGAUGGAAAGGUUUGUCAUGCAGCUUUCGCAUGACCCAGAAGUAGGUCUGGCAUGCACGCCGUAGCAUGAUGACAGGCUUUCUCGUUCUUGGGAAGGUCUGUUAAUGCGUAAUCCGCAUGAUCAUGAAGACCAAGCUGUUCAUCUUGUUUUGGUUUCCAGAAUUGCGGCGCAACUUAUAUUGGCUACUUGCACAGCGCGCGACAGAUUUUUGUGUGAUGUGAAAUUAUGCGCAUCACAACAAGUUCACAUCCUUGUCCCUUCAGACAUCCAUGGUGGAUCUUUGCGCUUGAUAAUAUACUUGGAUUUUCGGUUGAUCACCGACAGAAGCGAAGUGCGGAAAAUCGCAAACGACCGGAUCGCGGAGGUGGAGCGAGCAGCAGAUCAUGCGGCGAAAAGUUGUACUCUUGCUCAAAAAAUUGUUGAAGAAAAAGACGAUAAUGUUGAUGCUGCAGGACCCACUUCGAGGACCACGUCAGCUUCACGGAGCAAUAACAUCACGCCAUCUUCGCCGGCAGGAGAGGAGACGAGGACGGAAACGGCCCAAAAAAACCGUGAAGACGAGCCGAGUUCUUGCCUUUCCCCAAAGGUGAUUCUUCCUGCAAGUAGCGGUGGUUCUGACGUUCUGCUGUCUUCCACUUGUUCCGAGAAGAUGUUGACAAACGCAAAAGACAGCCUAACUACAACGACGCCCGCAGUGGUCACCUCCUCCACCUCCGGCUCGCCUACGACCUCAAAACUUAUUCUGACGCACCCCCUGUGCUUGAGCCCCGAGUUUUUCCGGGAACACGGACUUUUUUUCCGGCUCUUUUUCCUGCAGCUUGGGAAGGUUUUCGGUAUUAUAUCAAAAGGUAUUAUAUAUCCCUCCCCAUACUGAAAAUGUAUGUUUCUAAAAAUUUGUGAUGCUGAUUUGUGACCACUAAUCCUGUCUCUCGUGCAAGAGGGCAAACUCAGAGACUCCGCCACGAUAUGCAGGCGAUUUGUAAUGCUGCAAGGCCUAUAGGGCAGACGUUCACGUUUGCCAUGCUAGGCCCCUACACCAAGAGGCCCCUCCUUAGGCUUACGAUCUGCGUGCAGUCCUUUGCUGCAAGACAAAUGUGAUUUGUGUACUCAAAUACAGCAGCGCAAAUUUCUGUGUAGGUCCGCUCUGCGGUCUACGGACAACUCGACGAAGAAAUAGAAGAAGAGACACAAAAGCACUUUCUUACAUGAAAUUUUAUAUGCGCGUCAGCUGUGUUUUGUAUGAAUAUGUAUGCCGUAGAUCGCAUCGGCAACGGCCGGGGCAUUAUGUUUCUGAAUGUGAUUCUUGAGGUAGCCCAUGGCGGAGAGGACUACUGUCCUCGAGUCUGCGGGAGUAGCUACCCCUCCCCUGCUCCGGGUUGUAGUUGCCAUUGGCGUCAUUGAUUGCGGUCGACAAUAUCCUUUCCCGCUGAUUGCCUUCUUUGGGUUUGUGUGCGGUGAGUAGGAGCUUGCUCCUGAUUGGUGCAGCGGUGUCGGAGGUUUUGCAGCAUUCACGCACAAACUGCAUUUUUGGAAACGGAGGGGGGGCGCGGGACCCCCAUCAUGUCGUCGCGGCGCGAAGCCGCAAAUCCCUGGUCUUCGUUCACCAUCAGAAGCUUUCGACCGGUGGGGCGCUUCACUGAAACUAAGGUUCUUCGUCAUCGUGGAAAAAACUGGAUCGGACGUGUGCCGCUGCUACCGGCUCGACACGUACAAAGCGAAUUCAGCGCGUUGCGCGGGAGUACCUACCCCUCCCCUGCUUCGGGUUGUAGUUGCCAUUGGCGUCAUUGAUUGCGGUCGACAAUACCCUUGCCCGAUGAUUUCCUUCUUUGGGUUUGUGUACGGUGAAUAGGAGCUUGCUCCUUUUUUGUGCCGCGGUGUCGGAGGUUUUGCAGCAUUCACGCACAAACUGCAUUUUUGGAAACGGAGGGGGGGUGCGGGACCCUCAUCAAGUCGUCGCGGCGCGAAGCCGCCAAUCCCUGGUCUUCGUUCACCAUCAGAAGUGUUCGACCGGUGGGGCGCUCCACUGAAGCUGAAACUGAAACACUCUGCCCCCCGGUCCUGGCAAAAAGAAAAAAAAAAAUACAGCAGCGCAAAUUUCGUUUUCGAUAUAGGGAGGGGGGAUAUUUCUUUUUUAUAUAUUACCGCAGCGCUUCUCUACGUCUCGCACCUCCUCUGCAACGAGAGCUGGGGCUUCCUCCACUCCUCCUGCUUCGCAAUCUUGCAGAUUGAGGACUUGAGCCCGAAUCUCGGCUGCUUUUGGUACCUGUUCCAGGAGAUUUUCCCGAAGUUUUAUUACAGUGAAAAAUGCUCCCCCCCCAAAAGUUGCAAAAAUUUGUGAUGCGAGGUUUCCAAGUGAACCAAAUUCAUGCAUGAAAGGAGUAUGAAUCUUUCUGAUGCAGAGUCUAGGCGUAUAUCGCAUCGCUUGCAUGACAACCGCCGCUCUUGCUGGGAUCUUUUGCAAUACAAAUUUUUGCUAUUCGCGAUCGGAAAUUUAAGUAGCUUUUCAGGAGAAGUUUACGCUAAGUGGUCGCGAUUUAUUGGUUUGAGUAGGCCUAGAAAAGGCACAGGGACGGACUGCCCUUAGAACUCCAAUGUGAUGCUGAUAGAUGCAAGAGGGCGAAUGUUUCUUUUGGAAAGGUUUGCAAUACAAAUGCGGGGGCAUUUUUCAUUGCAAUAAGUUUAUCGUCCUGUUCCUCUCCGUGUUUCACGGCCACUUGUUGUUCUACGUGUGCCCGCUUUUUCUCUUCCUGGCGCUGGACUACAAAAAGUCGAAAUUCGGCCCACUAGCCAACUGCGUGGUGGCGUUUGGGCUGGUCGCCCUGUUCCGCCCGUACCCCACGGUGGUGGACUUUUCGCUCUUAUCAACUGCAAAUAUGUCUGGGUCUGGAAGAGUGCAAGACUUGUCAUGCAGGUUUUUCAUGACCCACGAGGUCUGGUAUGGAGGACAUAGCAUGACAGAUUCUGUGAGAGUUCUAUCAUAUUAGAUACCUAUCCUGCAUGAGAAACUGCCUCUCGAUUAGGUCAAAAGUGGACAGUUUUUGGCAAUCAUGCAGCACAGAGUUUUACAUGAUUCAGAUUUAGCAUGACAAGUUGCUUUGUUCCAGACCCAGACAUUUUUUUUUGAUAGUUCCUGGUCGCAUUGUACUGCGUUUUUGCGGACCAGGUGCUGCCGGGGAAAGUGUCCGCCAGGGUCAAAACGAGGAUCUUUCUGUUGGUGAAGAAAAAAGAGACGAAGACCACGGGUUUCCGUACUAGAAGUGCAACUAUGCAUUGCAAAACUAUAAUCGCACUGGCAUAAAUUGCAUCACAAAUUCUUCAAGUCGAGAAAUGAAAUUUGCAAUGCUGAUUUACCUCCUUAGAACCCCUCGUCUAAGAAGGGAGAUUUGUUGACAUGCAUGUUGACUGACUGCAAGUACUUAGUACGAGUGCGGUUCUUGUUUUGCACAGCAUAGCAACCUCCACUUCUCCUGAUGCGGAGGUGAUCAAGCAGAGUAAACUGCAAGAGGAUCUUAUCCAAGAAAGAAAGAUUGUAGGUGUAAAUUUUUUUGGAGGAACGGCAUCGCAAAUCUGUCUGGCAUGAGAGCAAAAACCUGUGGUGCGCAGAUUUUACGUGAAAACGCGCGUGUUGAAUGGACCUUGCAAAAAUGCAUUCAUUCCCAGUAUGGAGACAGCCGCAAUCGCUUUGUAUGGUGCGCAUCUUCACUACAAAGUUACACUUACACAGUUUUUUUCUUGCAUAGAUCUUCAGCUAAACGAGGAGUUUGAGGAGGUUGAAGCUUUGGCAACACAACUAGGAACAAACAACCAGAUAUUUAUUGACAAGAAGCCCUCGAAGAUGUUACUGGAAGAUUCUCGUGAAGAAGGAGAAGUAGAUGAGAGCAAUCGUGUAGGUGCCUCAGAAGAUGACGAGGAUGUUGGUCAAAAUGAUGCAGACGAAGACGAAGACGACACGCCCUGCGUUUGUUUCGAAAUUGUGUCACCGGGAGUACGCAUUGCAAAUAUGUCUGGGUCUGGAAAAGUGCCAAGUUUGUCAUGCAUAUUUUCCAUGACCCAUGAUGCCUGUGAUGCAUGAGCAUGCCCCAGCAUCACAGAUUCUGAGAGAGCUUUCCGAUGCUCAUACCGCAUGAGAAGUGCCCUGUUCGCGUGGCAAAAACUGGACCGCUUUUGCUGUUCAUGCAAUACAGGUUUUAUGUAGAAGAGUCCAAAGGUAGUAUCACAAAGUUGCAUACUCCCCGACCCAGACAUGUUUGCAGUUCAUAGGGAGAUACAGGCGUCGAUUUGCAGCUUGUGGAGCGAAAAAGCGUGAAAAGAUCUGCGUCCUCAUCUGCAGCUUCCGCCGCCGGAUCGGCUGAUCCAACAGAACAAGUAGCGGAAGGAACAAAUACUGCACCGACGACGGCGGUUAAAGAUCAUCAUGAUACUACAAGAACCUCGUCCGAGGCAGAACUACAUCAAACUACUGGCGGCACGAAGAGCAAGAAAAACAAACUGCAGAAACUCUUUGCUUUCUUGUCACGGAUGAAGAGGAAACAAAACGGCGCUCCUGCAGCUCCUGCUGAUGAUGAUUCUGGAGCCUCUACAGCCACUGGCUGCGACGAAGCCUGUGCAAACGCACGAACAGCAGAAGAGUUUGUUUUCGUGCAUGAGGUAGAAGAUCAAUGCACGACCGCUAGUGCUUCGUCCGAUGAACACCACGAUGAUCAGGAUGGUGCGAAUAAAGCAACAAGAGAUAGUCGCGGAGAAGUGGGUCUUUCUGCUGUGCCGUCGUCGACAGUUGAAGACAGGGCCAAUAAAAAAGAAGGAUCUUUUCAUCCACCUUCUAAUUGUACUAGUACACCAAAGUCAGCAACGAGUUCUACUCCUGCAGCGGUUAAUAUUUCUACUACCCCUGCUAGUUCUUCCCCCUCGAGCUGCAGCUCCACCAGCACGACCUCCUACACCCCUCAGUCUCGCAUCGUGUUGCAGCUCGCGUUCGCGUUCUUUGGGAUUACCAUGUACCCGGUGAUGACCGCGGUUUGGCUGUAUCGGAACACGGGCAAUGCGAAUUUUAUGUUUUUCAUGCAGCUGCUGUUUCUCGUGUUUGCGAGCAUGACGCUGAUGGAAUUUGUCGGGAUCUGUCACCACGCGCAGCUACUCAUUCCACCGAGGUGUUAGUUAGUAGAAUGGACCUUUAUUUUUCUUCUGUGAAGAUAACAGGGAACACGGUAAGUACUUACUACUUGCGCCAGGGAGUUGUCAGAUGAGCUUGAAAUCAAAGUGAAAUUGUUUUUAUACUGCAGUUGUAAUAUCGUUGCUCGUGCAGAAAAACCGCUCCUCACGGAGAGUGCUCGCGGUUUAUUACUCGGAAAGGUUUUGUGAAAACCUUAACCUUUUGCC